Molecule: messenger RNA, 1753 nt
Organism: Thunnus maccoyii (southern bluefin tuna)
Lineage: Eukaryota; Metazoa; Chordata; Actinopteri; Scombriformes; Scombridae
Product: calcium-binding protein 2-like
Exons: 6
Coding region: 571-1389 (272 amino acids)
Molecular function (GO): calcium ion binding
Source: RefSeq, a predicted model, not a curated record
UCUCUGUCUGUCCUUAUAAAUUCUUACGCUUUUCUGUGUGAAUAUAUGCAACUGUUUUAUUAUAAGUAGAUUUGAGUGGCAAACAAAAGUUGAAUUAAUUUUGUUUUACAUGAAAUUAAUGAUGUAAUAUAUUGAAGAUAACUUAAAUAUUUGCUGUACAGGGAAAAAUAUGUGUCUCCAUGUUUGGUAAAUUUUGAAGUUUUCAGAUAAAGUGAAUUACUAUAAAUGCUCCUUUAUAUGUCUAUGUGUUUCGCUCCAAAUUGCCACUGAAUUAUCCAAGAAAAUUAAUUAUAUGAAGCCUAAAAAAUACAGAUUUUCUUAUUUUUAUGAAAUUUGACAUUCUGGUGAUACACGAUUUUAAUAACAAUGCUAUGCAUUUGGCAUGUUCAUGAAUAAGUUUAAUUUAUUUAUAUGUCACGGUUCUAGAUCAGCUGUAACAAAGUGCUUCACAAUACAAGACAAUAAGAUUUUAAAUGGUCAGAUGUCUUAAAUCUUCUGAUUGCAGUAACACUGAAUUCUCAAGUUUUCAAAAAGUGUGUUUGUGUGAACGCAUUUGAACUAUUUGUCACCAUGUUUUGCAUCUGUACGUCAGAAAUAAGGUUUGAACACAGACUUCACCAGUCUGACCUCAGUUCCUCAAACCCUCUGUCCCCCCACCUACAGGUGCAGGCCUCCAUCAAGAAGAAGGUGGGGAAGCAGAAGAAGAGAACCAAUGACAAUGUAAUGCUUGACGGAGACAUCCAAACCGCCGCACAGCAGCCCCCUCGCCAUCAGAGACCCGUCCAGAUCCCCCAGACGACCGCGGCUGCUGAGGACAGAGAGGCGCUGGAGGAGAAGCUGGAGGAGAUGAUGGAGGGACCGCAGAGGAAAAAGAAGGAGAGAGAGAAGGAGGUGGAGCCCGUAGACCUGCUGCCCAUAGUGGACUCUGUGUUUGGACAGGACAGAGAACUGAGACCAGAGGAGCUUGACGAGCUCCGUGAGGCCUUUGUGGAGUUUGAUAAACACAAGGACGGCUACAUAAGACAUAAAGACCUGGGGGAGUGUAUGAGGACUAUGGGAUACAUGCCCACGGAGAUGGAGCUCAUCGAACUGAGCCAGCAGAUCUGUGGAGGUAAAUUGGACUUUGAGGACUUUGUGGAGCUGAUGGGACCCAAAAUGCUGGCAGAGACAGCGGACAUGAUUGGAGUAAAAGAACUGCGGGAUGCAUUCAAAGAGUUUGACUCUAAUGGUGACGGUCAGAUCAGUAUAACUGAGCUGCGUGAGGCCAUGAAGAAGCUGAUGGGGGAACAAGUGACCAACAGAGAGAUAAACGAGAUCCUCCGAGAUGUUGACCUCAACGGAGACGGUUUGGUGGACUUUGAGGAGUUUGUGCGAAUGAUGUCACGCUGACCGGUCCAGCUGCCCUCAUGUCAGAUGGACAGACAGACAUUAUGCAACUGCUGGAAAAGGGAACAUACUGCUCUUAACAACAUGCAUUUAGAGUUAUAUUUUUAUAUUAAAUCUAUGAAAAAGAGAAAAAAAAUGCUUUGAAUAGAUUCUAUAACUUGACUUCACCUGUCUGAACUUGCAGUGCAACACACAUAAAGAAUUUAAGCAGCUAUAAAACAUAUCAAAAGCUUCAUAGACUACAAUUAUGACUGUGUUUUUUAGAUGUACUGUAUUUUUAUAUAUCAGUGUUUGUCCUUUGAGUGUAAAAUCUUGUUUGUAAAAACUGUCAAAUUCUUUUUUUAAUUAAAGAAAUGUAGAAAAAAUG